UCUCACUCUCUCUCUUUUUUCUCUCUGCUCUCCUUUCUCAAAAAAGCCAUGACGGCGAUCCCGCGAUCCAUCUUCGCCUCCGCGCCAUCUUUAUAUUAUUUCUAAUUUAUUUUUAUUUUUUUUCCUCCCCUUGCCCCUCCGCCUCCUCUUCUCGUGGAUGUCAGAGGCGUUGGAUGAAGAUAUUUUUUUUUCUGCCCCACCGGAGUCUCCUCUCUAACCCUGGCUCUCCCCGAUGUGAUCCGCGCUGAACGCCGCCGCCGCCAGCCACCAUGUCUCGCCGCAAGCAAGGCAAACCCCAGCACUUAAGCAAACGGGAUUUUUCGCCAGCUGAGCCCCUCUCCACGGCUGUUGUCUCGUCGGAGGAGCUGUCGGAGCGCUGCUCGGAGAACUCGGAGGAGAGUGGCAGCCUCAACGGGCACCACCCGGGCUCGAACGUGGGCCGGCUGGCCCGGCUGGGUCAUGACGCUCACCCGUCUCUGGAGCAGGACCUGCUGACCUGCGGCCAGUGCCAGGCCACUUUCCCCCUGGCGGACAUCUUGCUCUUCAUUGAGCACAAGAGGAAGCGAUGCCACGGUCCGCCCUGCCUCACUGUGGGCAGGGGGCUGGACAAGCCCCCCUCACCCUCCCCUGGCUUGGCCCUCACUCCUUCGCCUGCAAUGGGCUCCCUGCGCAGCCGGAGGCUGGAAGUGGGUGUCCAGGCCACACUGGCAGAUGAAGACGAUGACCGGUUCUCAUCACCCCGGGGCAUUUGCCCCAAACAGGAGCCCCUCCCAGGUAAGGAGGAGCCUACCACUUAUACCUGCACUACAUGUAAGCAGUCUUAUGGCAGCGCCUGGUUCUUGCUGCAGCAUGCUCAGAACACCCACGGCUUCCGUAUCUACCUGGAAAGUGAACAUGGCAGUCCUCUGACCCCACGCAUGGGUGACCCUUCCUCCCUUGGCGGAGGCGCAGACUGCCCUUCUCAGCCUCCACUUCAUGGCCUUCAUCUGCCUCCUGAUGCAAGCCCCUUCAACCUGCUGCGCAUCCCUGGCUCGGGCUCAGGUGGAAGGGACAGUGUUGGAGCAGGAGGUGGCAUUGGCACUGGCGCUAUUGGUGGUGGCCAUCAUCAGCGUUUCCCCCCAACACCACCCCUCUUCAGCCCCCCUCCAAGGAACCACCUGGACCCCCACCACCUGAGCCCAGAGGAGCUGGCGCUGGCAGCCCACCACCCGAGUGCCUUUGACAGGGUGCUGCGCCUCAAUCCUCCUCUGCCUCUAGAUCCCCCUCCAACAAUGGACUUCUCAAGGCGGCUUCGGGAACUGGCGGGCAACACCUCAGGGUCCACUCCCCCGCUGUCCCCGAGCCGGCCAAGCCCCAUGCAACGCUUACUCCAGCCAUUCCAGACAGGAGGAGGAAGUGGAGGCACAGGAGGUGCAGGGGGCAGCAAACCUCCAUAUCUUGCUACUCCACCGCCUCUUCCAGGUUCCAUGCAGUCACCUGUGGGCUCUCAGACCACGCCCACUACCCCUCUCCCCUCAACAGGGGCUACACCCUCCUCUACCACCCAGUUGAAAUCAAAGUGUUGUGAAUUUUGUGGCAAGGCCUUCAAGUUUCAGAGUAAUCUCAUCGUGCACCGGCGUAGCCACACAGGAGAGAAGCCGUACAAAUGCCACUUAUGCGAUCAUGCUUGCACACAGGCUAGCAAACUGAAACGCCACAUGAAGACACACAUGCAUAAAUCGUCCUCACCAAAUACAGGCAAGUCAGAAGACGGGCUCUCUACAGCCUCAUCCCCGGAGCCUGGAACUAGUGAGCAUGUGGGCAGCGCAAGCAAUGCCCUCAAGUCAGUGGUGGCCAAGCUGAAAAGUGAGAAUGACCGUAUGCUACGUGAAAAUGGAGAGGAGGAGGAGGAGGAAGAGGAGGAGGAGGAAGAAGAGGAGGAGGAGGAAGAAGAAGAGGAGGAGGAAGAGGAGGGGGAGGAGGAGGAAGAGCAGAAUGGAGAGAGGGUAGCAAGACGAAACAAUAACAGCUAUCACUUUGGCUUGAACCUUGAAACGGCACGUCAGCAUGAAAACAACGGCAACAUCGGAAGUCGACUGGGAGGAGUGGCCGAUGAGGGGUCGAUCCCUCGUUCGCUGCCUGAGGUGAUGCAGGGGAUGGGUCUUGCUGCGAGCAUGCAGCACUUCAGUGAAGCCCUAAAUGCACACAAACGAAAUGCCAUGGCCCAAGAGAACCACCUGCACCACCACCUCAACCGAGACCAUCACCACAAUCGUGAGAUAUGCGAUGGAGACUCAGUGCUGGAAACCGAUCGUGGGGAGGAGGGCUCAGUCUCAACAGUCAACGGUCGAGGAGCAUCACCUAAUGAAUCCGCCUCUGUCGGCCUCUCCAAGAAACUGCUUCUAGGUAGUCCCAGUCCACUCAGUCCUUUCUCUAAACGUAUCAAGCUGGAAAAGGAGUUUGACCUGCCCACUCCUACAAUCCCUAACACUGAGAAUGUCUACUCUCAGUGGCUGGCUGGCUAUGCUGCCUCCCGACAACUCAAGGACCCUUUUCUGAACUUUGGGGAUUCCAGACAAUCGCCCUUUGCAUCCUCAUCGGAGCAUUCUUCAGAGAACGGCAGCCUGCGUUUCUCAACCCCUCCGGGGGAAUUGGAUGGUGGGAUGUCAGGCCGUAGUGGUACAGGCAGUGGGGGCAGCACACCACACCUCGGUGGUCCUGGGCGGCCCAGCUCCAAGGACGGCCGCAGGAGUGAUACUUGUGAGUUUUGUGGCAAAGUGUUCAAGAACUGCAGUAACCUGACAGUGCACCGGCGCAGCCACACAGGGGAAAGACCGUACAAGUGUGAGCUGUGCAAUUAUGCAUGUGCCCAGAGCUCCAAACUUACUCGCCACAUGAAGACCCAUGGUCAGGUGGGCAAAGACGUGUACAAGUGUGAAAUUUGUCAGAUGCCCUUCAGUGUCUACAGCACCUUGGAGAAACACAUGAAAAAAUGGCACAGUGACCGUCCUUUGAGUACCGAAAUUAAGUCAGAGUAGAAGGCCGAACAAUGGGACCUUUUCCCCGCAGUUAUGUCCACCAUCAGUCCCCGGUUUAUUCCCUGCCCCUUGUAGAUUUGCCCCAAUCCCAACACACCACUUUUGCCAAUCUGGCAGAAGUUUAAGACCAUGUGCUUUGCACCAGCACACCCUGUUUCCAUUACUCAUUGAAUGCAUGAUCUGUAUCGGGGCAAUACUCUUGCAUUGACGCAAAACUUCGAGCCUUUCUCUUGUGCAAUAAUUUACAUGUUGUGUACUAUUUUCUUUUAUGAGUUUUCCUUUUCCAUUUUUAAGAAUUAGUCAGCAUGCAUAGUAUGUUUUUGCUAAUCAAAGAAAAAAAAAAGAAAAGAACUUGUCCCUGGUUGGUUAGUUGUUGAGUAAAUGUGUUGCUGUUUUUCUCUUGUUCAGUUUUUUUCUUUUUAUUCUUCAAAAAGAGAAAAGACAAGAAAGAUACAUCCAUGCUGCAUACAUUCUGUAACACAUAUCAUGUACAGUUCUGUUUUGUAACAUGGAAAGUGAACAUUCUUUGACUUGAUCCAUUUCUUACAACCCUGGAAAUGCACUUAUCCUGAUCUUUCUAAAAGAUACCAUGUUCAGACAGGGUUUAUAAAAACAACAACAUGCAUUGGCUUGAGGACUAAACUGUAAGUGGGCCUCGAAAUUUCUUUAAAAAAGACAAGGGUGUGCUAGAAUUCAAUUUGUACUAUCAUUUGGUAGAAUAAGAAAGAGUGCCUUUGAUAUCUUUAGACUGCAUUGGCCAUAACCUUAUCUGGCAUAAGUUUGGGGUCACAUAAGCCACCCAGCGAAGGUCCUUGCAUCAAGCACCUGACUGCUCAAAUGGACUGUGAUGAUUCAUGAUGAAAGAUCAGCGAGUUCUCUUUAAUCAUCAUUUAGCUACCUAUUACAUGUUCAAUAGGCUAUCUUUAAUAUGUGGAUUUCAUGGCAAGCAUGGUACAAGCAGUAUUGUGUAUAUCUGAAUUAUUUGUAGUUUUGUUUUUUGGUAAGGAGGUACUUUUAAAACAAAGGUAACCUGUAGUGUACAAUCCUGAAUUUGAGGGAUACAACGCAUGGCUGAGAAGUGUCAUGUAUCUGCGUUAGCACAAACCUACAACGCUGCUUCAAUACGUCAGUGUGUGGAACAAUGCAUAAAGUAAUAUAUGAGCUCCAAAUGAGGCUAACUUUAUUUGAGAGCAUUGAAAUAACUACAAGCUAGACAGACAGAAAGCUACACAGAACUGGAAGCUACAUAUUACGGGGAUUAGAGGCAAUGUCUUUCACUUUACAUUUCCAGUAUCAAAACAGGGUCAUAAGUAUUAUUGCAGAGAAAAAAAUAGAGAAUUGCAAAAAAAUCUAUCUGUACUCUAGGGCUCUUUCAAAAAAAUCAGAAUGAGAUCAUUUUAAUCAGUGUGUAUAGGCUAAUGCAGAGCAUUUUUUGUUUGUUUGCUGUUGCUUUUUAACCCAAAGGCAGAUUUUUUUUUUUUUGUUGUUUCAUUCAAGCCGUUCACAGUUUUCACUUGUCACCUGGGGUACGUACUGACGUCUCUCGUGCAUUGUGCCACACCGAUGCAGAUUGAGUCUAAAAGCUAGAUUGUCAUUUAUAGGACAUAAAGUGCACUGUUUCCUUUUUUUCCUGUUUACAAGUUUACGUCAAAGGGGACGAAAACCUCACUGAAACGCUGUCAGACGAUGAGGGUCCCAUUGUUCUGAACAGUAAAAGAUAAGACACAUAAUAUGUUGCAACUCCACCCUCAUGACCUCUGUACCCUUGCCAUUUCACCUUUGACCAUUUGUCAAAUUGUUAUCCCUGGAAUCCCCAACAUUUAGCCUGGGCUGAAAUUUCAUUGUUGUCAGCAAGAUCUGUAAAUUCAAAGGUUCACAGCGAGUAACCGAUGCUCCUACACGGCCGUCAAAUGGACACAGUUUUCAUUCCUGCUGGCCACUGUAACAUCCACUUUUUUUCUUUCUUCUUUAUUUUAAAGGAGCUGCUGUUGUUGUCGUCUGUACCUGAAUAAUCUAUAGACCUUGCUGGCUUGUCAACUGAAACUCCAAGUUGUGUUGCCCACACUGCAAGAAUCUGUUUUUUGUAUAAAUCUUCCUUUAAUUAUAGAUAUGAAAAUAAACUUUUGUUUUCAAAUAACACUUCACGCUCUCUUAGGGGAAGAUGUAUUUAAGUUUAAUUGUCGUUUCUCUUUUCCUCAGCGUCUUGGUGGUGUUCAAGACUCCGAUCACAGUAUAUAUGAAAUGAUACAAAAAAAGAUGAAAAACAAACAAACAAAAAACAAAACAAAAAAAACAAACUCUGUGAUUUUUUUUUUUCGUAUUUUGUUUUGCCUUGGCUCUUCACAGCUCUUCAGGUUGAAAUACAUUGGGGAAAGGAUUAAAAUUAUAUAUGAAUAUAUAAUAAAGAACUUAAAAUAUAGGAAAAUGCACACUCAUGUCGAUUCCUAUGCUUAAACACAUUUAUGGUCUACUUUUUCUGUAUUUCUAGAAUUGUAUUUGAAUUCAAUGUUCACUUAGAGUAGGCACUAUAGUAUUUAUAUUGAGGCUCGUAUUUUUAACUGUUGCUUGUUCUCUCUAAAGGUAUUUACCAUACCUUCUUUUGGUAGUGGAAAAAAAAUCCCAAGCUGCCACGGUAUAUUUUUUUAAUUUGGCAGGAUAAUAUAGUGCGAAUUAUUUGUAUGUUUAAAGAAAUAAAAGAAAAAAAAACAUAAAAAGCAGCUAAAAUAUGUGGCAUUGGGAGGCGUCGUGGGGCCAUCAGAUGGCCGCUGCUGUUUCCUGUCCACAGAGGUGGUUGUACAUAUCUUUGCUUUUUGGUUCAGACCUCCUUCCCUUGUCCCCACCCCGCUGCCAUUCUUGUAUGCAGUAAUGCAAGCUGACGUCGGCCUGUUCUGUUGUGUGCUUCUGUCUCUCUCACCCCUCCCACCUGACAACAUUCCAACAUCAAGAAGCUAGGGGGGAAAAAACAAAAGAAAAAAAAACUUCAUAUGCAGUACAUGGAUUACGAAAAAGCGUCAAAAUAAA
Molecule: messenger RNA, 6038 nt
Organism: Pelmatolapia mariae (spotted tilapia)
Lineage: Eukaryota; Metazoa; Chordata; Actinopteri; Cichliformes; Cichlidae
Gene: bcl11aa
Product: BCL11 transcription factor A a
Exons: 3
Coding region: 270-3017 (915 amino acids)
Biological process (GO): negative regulation of dendrite development; regulation of transcription by RNA polymerase II
Cellular component (GO): nucleus
Molecular function (GO): DNA-binding transcription factor activity; RNA polymerase II cis-regulatory region sequence-specific DNA binding
Source: RefSeq, a predicted model, not a curated record